Messenger RNA from Sphenostylis stenocarpa, 1146 nucleotides. NCBI's taxonomy places the organism in Eukaryota, Viridiplantae, Streptophyta, Magnoliopsida, Fabales, Fabaceae. The record is from the annotation of a GenBank genome assembly.
AUGGCUACCACUUCUGCUUCCUUCGCUCGCUUCUCCGUUAUCUCGCGACCUUCUUCCGAUUCAAGUUAUGUCCUCUUCAACGUCGCCCCCGAACCGGAACCCCCAAUUCCCGUACUGGAGAAGGCGAAAAGCGACGUGGAGAAGGUGUUCUCGGGAUUCUCCAAGACCCGCAACAACCUCACCGUCAUCGACGAGCUUCUCCUCUAUUGGAACCUCGCCGAAACCGACCGAGUCCUCGACAAACUCGAAGAGGCUCUUUUAGUUUCUGAUUUUGGGCCGAAAAUCACUAUUAAAAUUGUGGAGAAUUUGCGUGAGGAUAUAUUUUCAGGGAAGCUUAAAUCAGGGAAUGAGAUAAAGGAAGCACUGAAGAGAAAUGUUUUGGAAUUGUUAACCUCCAAGGGGAGUAAAACAGAACUACAACUUGGAUUCAGGAAGCCAGCUGUAAUAAUGAUAGUUGGUGUUAAUGGUGGAGGGAAGACAACAUCUUUGGGAAAGCUGGCCUAUAGAUUGAAGAAUGAAGGGGUUAAGAUACUUAUGGCAGCUGGUGAUACAUUUAGAGCAGCCGCUAGUGAUCAGUUGGAAAUAUGGGCUGAAAGGACUGGGUGUGAAAUUGUUGUGGCUGAAUCAGAGAAAGCGAAAGCAUCAUCAGUGCUUUCACAGGCUGUAAAAAAGGGAAAAGAGCAAGGUUUUGAUAUAGUAUUAUGUGAUACAUCUGGGCGUUUACACACUAAUUACAGCCUAAUGGAAGAGUUGAUUUCUUGUAAAAAGUCUGUUGCUAAAGUCAUUCCAGGUGCACCCAAUGAGAUCCUACUGGUUCUUGAUGGGACUACCGGUUUGAAUAUGUUGCCACAAGCUAGAGAAUUCAAUGAUGUUGUGGGCAUUACUGGUUUGAUUUUGACCAAACUGGAUGGUUCUGCUAGAGGUGGCUGUGUGGUCAGCGUGGUUGAUGAGCUUGGAAUCCCUGUAAAAUUUGUGGGUGUCGGUGAAGGUGUUGAAGACCUUCAACCCUUUGAUGCGAAUGCCUUUCAGAAACAGCUUGACAUGAAUGCAGAGCAGCACCGGGUCGACGGAAAGAUUGCACUUUAUUAUGGAACUAGUUCUUGGGAGAGGCCAAGCAUUGCGAAUGUGUACAGCAUUUUCAGGUGA